Aspergillus ochraceoroseus IBT 24754 is the source of this 2464-nucleotide messenger RNA. RefSeq lists its product as uncharacterized. Gene Ontology annotation, biological process: intra-Golgi vesicle-mediated transport. The transcript has 3 exons. Bases 57 to 2393 code for a protein of 778 amino acids. Lineage: Eukaryota; Fungi; Ascomycota; Eurotiomycetes; Eurotiales; Aspergillaceae. The record is from RefSeq and is a predicted model, not a curated record. Gene Ontology annotation, cellular component: Golgi apparatus; COG complex.
CUGGCUUCCGGUUGUUCUUGGGAAGCACUCCACGCCCGUUGCUCGCUUUUUCCAUCAUGGCACUGGAUGGGCCUGAUCCACAGAGCCUAAAAUCAUGGCAGGAUGCUUUCCAGUACCCAAUUCCGACCGUGCGUCGCGUGGAGCAGGAACUCCGCCGAGAUGUCGCAAGCAACAAGGAGAAGUUACGGGCUUUUGUUGGCACACGGUAUCGAGAGCUUGUCGGCACCGCUGAGACAAUUGUGUCCAUGAAUCGCGAGAUGGAGGAGGUGGAUUCGACCUUGGCCGAUAUUGGACGAAGAUGCAACCCACGAUUGAUGGGGAAGAAAUAUGCACAUCUCAACCAGAUAAAUAGUGACAUCAAAGACCAGGAUGUUACGAAGCGGGUGUUUGGGGCACAACUUGCGCUGCUCCAUCGUUGUUCGAUUUUAAUGUCGAGGCUGUUGAGGAAACGUAGCUCACCGUUACUAAUAGCAAAGCUGUUUGUCAUUUCUCGUCCUAUCCACAAGACACUUUCCGAACAAAAAUCCGUACCGCCAUUCCUGGAGAUUCUCCGUAACCAGCUUGCAUCUCUUAAGCGCUCGCUGCGGAACCGAAUUAAUAAACGGUUGGCCUCCGCCAAAUCGACCGCUGAAGAGGUUAUAGAGGCCCUGGCCGCUUAUUGCCUUGCUACGAGUUCUUCCCUAGAUGAUGCCGUCGCCUACUACCACAAACUCCGCCUGGAUGCUAUCGGAAAUCAGCUAGAACUAACCGAUACGUCGGGUGAGAACAUCUUGGCCGCGCUACGUCUCUAUAUCCAGACCCUUCAAAUUUCGAAGACUCUUCUCUCUCGUCGCUUCUCAGAUGUUCUCGGCAAGUUAAAGGUGCGACCUCUCUUGGCUGAUCCUGAGAUACGCAACCUAGAUGAUUUGGGACUUGACGUCCUAGGCCGUUGGGUGGCCGCAGACAUUAUCAAUUUCACCCCUUGGAUCAAACUCAAUGAAUUCUCCAAACAAGAUGCAGAGCGAACUAUUAAAAAAUGGUCAAAGAGUGCCUUCGACAGCUUUGUGCACAAUUGUCAGGCUACCCUUACCAAAUGGGUGGAUUUCUCAAAGUUGCUGCUACUACGUAAAGAAACGCUGGAGCUUUGGCUUCGUUCCUGGGGCUCUACCCCUGUCCACUCGGCUUUGCAAGUACUAGAAGGAAUCCGGACCGUGUUUAACUCGCGUCUUACGGAUAUCCUAUCGGACGAUGUCAAGGCCUUAGAUUCGUUUGGUCAGACAGUUGCGUCUGCAAUAUCGGGUUGGGAUAAGGGGGAACAUAGUGUUUCUCAGUCUCUCUGGGAUGAUGCGCUGGUCUCUCUUGACUACUCAAAUGGUGGAGAAGCUUUUAAGGAAUCUAUCUCGGACAGGCUGCUUGGCCGGGACGAAGAUACAUCCGCGGUUUUCGAAAAAUACAAAGACUGGCUUUGUUGCGUUGAAAACUUGAGAGAAGCCAUCGACGGGCUGCGACAGAUUCGAUGGUCUGAUGUCCUCGAUGAAGCUACGGACGAGGACAUUGAUAUAGAUGUUGCAGCGAUCCUAAGCGAAGAUGAUAGACAGCUUUUAUGGGAAGCACUAGGGUUAUCCGUUAAGAAGGCUUUGGAUGCUCUGCAAACUUCGUUUAGCGAGACCUUCAAGCCUAUCGAAGACUCUAAAGAAGGUGUUAAGGCGGCAUUCUUGCUAAAACUCGUCAGGCUAGUUCGCAGGGAUCUCCCGCGUGAGUUUGUGUCUAGCGACUUAGAACUCUCUAAAGAGAUUGUGCCCCAACUCCAGGAAUUGCUUGCCGCAGAUGUGGUCACAAACACCCACCCCUUGACAUUCGCAACUCCCUCGAAAUAUCAGUCUCGUCAAAUUCCAGGAAGAAGCCUCUGGGAGGGUGAACCCGAGAUUCCUAUUCAACCAUCGCCAUCUACGUUCAAGUUCUUGCGCCGAAUGGUAGGGUCCAUGGACAGGUAUGGCCCGGGACUUUGGGAUACUGGCACCGUGUACGUUCUCGAAAGCAUCCUCCAGAAGGAAUUGGCCGACCGAGUCCGCUUCUUCAUCGACGAACUAAAGUCGUCUACUAUGGACAAGUCAGAUUCUGGGGAAGAGGCAUCCCCAGUUCAAAACGGAAACAACCUUUCCGCGACUGCGGCGAACAAGGAACAGCAUUUGGACGAUCUCAAGAUGCAGCUCUAUUUCGAUACAGUAUUCUUGAACUAUGCCCUGGCAGGCAAAGAUGCAAAACAAAACGAACUGUCAAAUGUUGCCGAGCAGCUUCGAAAUAGUCUUGGGUCUAAUACCGAAAGGACGAUCAAGACCAUGGAUCAAAAGGCACAAGAAUACUGGCACCGCACACGAUUGUUGUUUGGCUUAUUGGCAGUUGAUACUCAGUAGCCGAAACAUGUAAUCGCAUCAUGUAAAUAAUGUUAAUUCUUAUACACCGAUUAUGUAUAAUGAAUGCUUCC